AUGGACGGGUUAGCAGAUGUGAGGGAUACGCCUCAUAAGUUGGGGUCCUACAGGGGGACGCCUACCACCCCGAACAGCAAAUUUUCCGAUAAAUUUUCGAGUUUUCUACCGAGUUCCCUAAGUGCUAGAUUCCAUAAGCCAAAGAUGGACGGGGAGAACAAAUUAAUGAGUUCUGUGAUAAAUAAUGAGGUUAUUUCGAAUCCCCACGAUUUUCUGGGUAAUGGGGACAUUAUGGGCGGUUCUGGUACCCCGCUAGGAGCUGCUGGUACGAGCAAUGCUACUCCCUUGGUGAAUUUUCCCUCUGGCAGCAACACAAUUUUGGAGUCUCCAGUAACUCGGUCUCGACAAAGAACUAAUACCGUCCCAGUUCAGUGGGGUUUGAAUUUACCUAAUCUGAUGAAAACGGAGUCCACAUACAGUGAAAAUUCAAUAUGGUCUGAGGAUAUUGGAAGGAAAAGAUCUCAAUCCAUGGCAACCUACGAGUCUAUGCCCUCAGCGCUGCCCAUAUUUCAGGAUGAUGUGGACCCUACAAGCUUGAACUGGAUUACUACGAAUCAGAAAAAUGUGCCGCCCGCAAAUUUAACGGCAACGUUGAUACCUACCUCGACAAUUGCUGUGUCCAAUAUAUUCCCCAUGCAAACACAAUCCGUGAUGUGGUCGAACGCAAUGAACAUGACAAGCGUCGUAUUAGGUACUUUAUUUUCUCAGUUUGGUAAGAUUGUCUCAGUAAGGACACUGCAGAAUCUGUUUAUGGCCAUCAUCGAGUUUGAAAGCGUCGAAAGUGCAAUUCUCGCGUUGGAGACAAUGCAAGACAAAGAGAUCAGUAUUGUCGGUGUUCCCUCAAGGAUAACUUUUGCCCGAAUUUUGUCAUAUUCCCCAACGGAAUCACAGUCAAUCGCGGCACCACGUUCCAUGACUCAUGAUCUUGUUUAUAAUGGUACUGUUAAGUUUCAACUGCACCCUAACGGUAUGCGAAUCCCGAUCUUUGUGGACCAAUACAAUUCAAACAGCGUUAUAAGACCGCACCUAUCAGCUUCAAACAGCGGACCAGAGACAUGUCCAUUUCCAUUACCUCCUCCGUCGUUGGCGCAGUUGGCCAAACCAUUGCAACAUACCUUGGAUGAACUAGGUGCUAAGGUGAACAUUAGCCGUUUACUUUCUAUGAAACCGUGUAAUAACAUGGGCCAGUUUGCCCCAAUGCCUGACGCAGUACCUCAUAAACAGUUCCAAACACCAAAAUUGCGGGAGAUUCGUAAAUCCUUGGACAACAAUUUGAUGAGCACUUUGGAGAUCGAACAGCUGGCUCUUGUAAUGCUCGACGAGUUGCCUGAACUGAGUUUGGACUAUUUGGGGAACACUAUUGUGCAACGGCUAUACGAUAAAUGCGGUACCGUUAUUAGGGACAUUAUUUUGAGGAAACUUGCCGAUUACCUGAGCUUAUUUGGCAUUCAUAAAUCUGGUACCUGGGUGUGUCAGAAAGUGAUCAAGCUAGCAAACACCGCCAGAAGCAAACAAAUGAUAUCAAGGGGCAUUGAACUUUACUGUACCUCGCUCUCGAAUGAUCAGUUUGGCAAUUACGUUAUCCAGGAAACGAUUAAGCUGGGAUAUCCAUGGAACCAGUUCAUCUUUGACAAUGUACUAGUUAAUUUCUGGAACGUUUGUUCCAACAGGUAUGGUGCACGUGCAGUAAGAGCGUGCCUGGAGUCCACAGAGGGGAUUGUACAAAGUCAGAUAGCCGCAGUGAGCAGCGCCAUCAUACAGUAUGGGCAAUACCUGAUAAUCGACCACAACGGGGCGCUACUGAUCACAUGGCUGCUCGAUACGUGCCAUCUUCCAAAACGGUACGAAAUGCUGACCAAUCACAUCCUUUCCUAUUUGGGGGAACUGUGCUGCCAUAAACUAGGGUCUCUCACCAUCCUCAAGAUCCUCAAUUCAAGGGGCAACGAUACAUGCAAGCAGUUGAUCCUGGAGACAAUUUUCGAGCUGCAAAAUCCGCAUAACCUGGACACUCUACGCUACGUUCUCCGCGAUCACACGUUGCAAGGCUCCCGCUGCAUCUACAAAAUGGUUACCUCCCGCUUAGUGCUAGACGCAAUGACUAAGCAACUUGUCCUUCAGCGGAUCAGCUCCGUCCUCGCCGAGGACUCCUCGCAGCAUUACCACCGGUUAACUGAAGAAUGUAAUAACCCGUCUUAG
Huiozyma naganishii CBS 8797 is the source of this 2196-nucleotide messenger RNA. RefSeq lists its product as uncharacterized. Gene Ontology annotation, molecular function: RNA binding. The record is from RefSeq and is a predicted model, not a curated record. The transcript has a single exon. NCBI's taxonomy places the organism in Eukaryota, Fungi, Ascomycota, Saccharomycetes, Saccharomycetales, Saccharomycetaceae. Bases 1 to 2196 code for a protein of 731 amino acids.